AUGUUAACCCUAACCGUUGGAUACGUUUCCGGUAUCAUAGCGGCUGCGAUUUUCGUUCUCCAAUUCGUGAUUCCCAAUGCUUUGAUUGUUGUGUUGGUCGGAUUUUUGAAAGAUGAGCACAGUGCAGUCACAUGGUCGGUGGUCGAAAGGAAUCUGUUGAGUUCCUGGUGGCCGCUGUUCUUGCGCGCCGAUUCUGCAGCAAGCAGAGGAGUGGAUCAGCGGGUUGUGUACCUCAGUUGGAUUCGACCUCUCACUCUUGGUCUUGUGACUAUCGCAGCCGUCGUCACCCCACUAGGCCUGUACGAGGAUGUUGUGCCAGCACGCAACGUCCAGAAUGUUGAGUUCGCGUACAUGCAGGACUCCUCACCCAUGGGUUAUGGAACGCCUACCCGUGCCAAUGGUGCUAUAGGCUUCACUCGAACUUGCGGAGGCUUUCUGCCUAUGCAAUGUCCUGGAACCACUGUGGACAUAGAUCUGGGCGGUAAUGACACUGUUCUCACUUCGAACAUUACCAACGACGACUAUGACAUUCGCAUUCCGACGGUCCUAGCUGAGCUCUACCAAAGUGGUCUUGCAGAGCAACCACAAAGUGUAUCCAGCUUCUUCGAUAUUCAAUCGCGACAGUAUUCAUUUCAAACCUUCAGAGGUAUCCUCGACAAUGCGACAUAUGUUGUUAGCAACUUUCGAUACCUCACCAGUGUCAUCCUCAAUGAUGCAAUCGAGGCUGUCGAGGGCCUAGUGGUGAACACCAAGACUGGAGGGAUUGGCUUUCGGAAUCAUACCGUACCCCUGGGGUUGCAGUAUGGGGCUGAGUGGACGGAGGAUUUGCUCUGGAUGGAGCCUGAGACCGAAUGUGUGGACACGAACAUUACCAUUGAGUUUCGCAUACCCGAAACGGGACAAACAAGCUAUGCACUGGAGGAGAUAUGGCUGGUAGACAACGGAGGGUUUGCCAACUUAAUCCAGGAAUGGCCGAGGGUUGACUUACGCGAUUCUCAGACAAAUCCGAAACUUCGCGACAGAGCGUAUAAAGCAAGCUGGAUGGUAAACGCUUAUGCUAUGCUUACCAUGAAUAUUACUCGACCUGCACCGGACGCCUUUGGAUACCUCAAUUCCAAGGUGGGGGAUAAGUAUCCUGUAACCGAUGAACAGACCAGAGGUGCAUUAGUUGGAGGAGUCUAUUUUGACGCCCUCUUCAAUUCACUCUUAGAUCCUGACGCCUAUCUGUCGAAUAGCUCCAUUGCCGAGAAUCCGCAACUGAACUACUCAAACCCAUUUCAAGUAUCCCUUUACAAUUAUUCAGACAUAGGUCUGCUGUGUUCAGGAGCUGGUGGUGCAGACCAAGCCAACAUCAGUAAUAUCAACGUGCAAUGCGGAAUGGUUUUCGGGGCCGCUCAACGAAAGGAUGGAUCGCAAAGUCUGGUCUUUGAGCCCGGAUCGCUCUGGACUCAGCCAGUCUACAGCUGUGCAUCCACCGUAAAGGCCAGCAUCAAGCAGGUGACCUUCAACCACAACGUGACCGAACGGACGGGCAACACGCUCCAGGCUCUGUCGGUGAUCGGUGUGGCUGAAAAGAACUAUACUGACAAUCAUUCGAUGCCUCUGUGGGGGAUGGAGAAUCUUCCUAAUUGGAAUCUCAGCGACAUCAGUCAACUCUGGGGUCUCGUCUCACCUGAGCUGGAGAACUCUGUCAAUUUGUCCACGAUCCGGGCUCCUCAUCUCUAUCUUCCUGGGUAUGGAGGGUUCUUCACGGCAGGAAUCCCUGCUUCAACGAAUCUACCCGCAGCGGAGGGGAUUACAGAUCUCCUUGCUGGUCUCUAUGCCUACCGAAGUUCCAGCAGCAACAUGCCCGACCUGUCCGGACAGGCAAACAUGCCCUUGUAUGCGAAAUGGAGAGACUUGAGCGCCAGUGCUGAAAAGAUCAAGAAGAUACCCAAUCUGAUAUGGACAGACUUGGCUGCGCAGAUGUUGGUUGGGACAAGAAGUUGGAGCUCGGGGAAGACUUUGCCUUCCAAUCUAAACAAACGCGACGAGUCGAGCGACGGGAGCGACGCGAGGACAACUGUGCCAGUCACUGUGUACUCAAGACGCAUUCGGUAUCACUUGCCGUUUGCAAUUCCAGCUUUUGUCGCCCUCUUCGUUUUCGCGGCCGUGCUCCUUGCAUCACUUGCAUCGUUGGUAUCUGGGAGAGGCACGCCAGGACGCAUCCAACAAUAUCUCUUCCACUUGAGUGCCGGGCGGUUGCUCGGGGCAAUGCAAUAUCCUGGUGAUUGUGACAGGCGGGCGCCAACCAAGGUUUGGAUUGAUCGAGUAGGCAUCCAACCCAUUGACCUGCGGGAUCAGGGAGGAUUGGAUGGCACCAAUUCUUUACUCUUGAACACUACUCCGAGUAAUGGAAAUGUCUUGGGUCCUGAGAAACCUGAUGGGGUCGCACACACGAAUGAGAUACAUACCACCUUGGGGAAGAAUGGAAAGUUCUCUGCACUUCAACCUGAAAAUGCUACGAGCAGAGUGCCUGAGAAUGGCGCGCAGACCUAG
Exophiala bonariae is the source of this 2538-nucleotide messenger RNA. RefSeq lists its product as uncharacterized. Lineage: Eukaryota; Fungi; Ascomycota; Eurotiomycetes; Chaetothyriales; Herpotrichiellaceae. The record is from RefSeq and is a predicted model, not a curated record. The transcript has 3 exons. Bases 1 to 2538 code for a protein of 845 amino acids.